Molecule: messenger RNA, 1188 nt
Organism: Cladophialophora yegresii CBS 114405
Lineage: Eukaryota; Fungi; Ascomycota; Eurotiomycetes; Chaetothyriales; Herpotrichiellaceae
Exons: 3
Coding region: 1-1188 (395 amino acids)
Source: RefSeq, a predicted model, not a curated record
AUGCACAAUUCGGAACUGUUUCAUGCAUUGAUUGCCCUGAGCCAAGUAUACUAUAACAUCGAUGUGAGAGGGUUUGGCAACACACACUGGACAGCGCUGUACCAUCGGGGCGAGGCACUGAAGCAGCUGAGACAGAAGGUUGAGACAGCCAAGAGCUCCGACGACGACGCUGCCAUCUUGACCGCCCUGUGGCUGAUGGACGUCGACGCCGCCCACGGUGACCUUCAUGCGUAUGCAAUGCAUAAACGAGCGAAAGAGAGGAUGGUCUUGACCCGAGGUGGGAUCAGGCAGUUGAACGCCGAACUUCAGGAUGAGCUGCUGAAGAGCGAGUUCUUCCUACCGUUACUGCUGCAUGGCAGAUUCGUGUGUGAGCUCACCGAUGACGACGACGUGCUCGUCAGGUUCAGGGAGAACAAUCCGGUCCAGCCGACCCAGAUGGCUGGCUUUCAAGGUCUCUUUUCAGUCCUGGCGAGCAAGGGCCUCGUCACGUCGCAAGCAGUCGAGAUCGUCCAGCGCAUCUUCAAGCAAGUCUCACGGCAGCCUCAAUUCGCUCGAAGCGGAAACACAGAUGGCACUUCACCAGACAAUGGCCCUGUCGAUCAAGCAUACAACGAAUUCAGUCGGGUGCUACGUAUCACUGAUCAAAUAGGGCCGCAGUCGUUACACCACCGGCUGCUCUUGGCAUUGUUGAUCUACAUUUUUAACUUUCACAAUCAGCCACAGGCGCUGCCUGCUGCAUCCUCGACACCUCAGAAUCGCAAGGUCCGACAUCCCUAUCUGCAGAUCUUGUCCAAAGUGGCCCUAGAACUCUCCCAGCCGAGCGACCCGUCUGAUCCGAACAAGAUCACCGAACGGGAAGUCGCUCUUUGGACAAUGGUAGCAAUCGGCGCCGCCUCGAGCUUCAGCCCCUGGCGGCUUGAAAUCCCUUUCAUGGGCCAUCUGAUUGAGUUGAUGGAGAAUAAUGAGGAGGCAGUUGAUGAUAACGAAGCAGAUGUGAAAGAUGCGUCACUGGAAGAGGCAUCCAUACAAUUCUCAGCGGCUGACGCCGCCGAACCCUACAAGAAACCGCCCACGAAUCUGGAGAAGCUCACAGCCUGUCUGAGAGGGUACUACCUCUAUGGGGCGGAUAAAAAGACACUGCGGAGUCUGCAGAAAUGGAGGGCUUCGGAGCCGCGGGAUCCGGACUGA